Messenger RNA from Octopus bimaculoides (California two-spot octopus), 450 nucleotides. RefSeq lists its product as uncharacterized. Gene Ontology annotation, molecular function: protein binding. The record is from RefSeq and is a predicted model, not a curated record. Lineage: Eukaryota; Metazoa; Mollusca; Cephalopoda; Octopoda; Octopodidae.
AUGACUCGGAAAAGUAAAAUAAUUGUAUCUAAAAAUACAAUGAAUCUGUUCAGUACAGAUUUAAUGGAAGAAUUCGACCUGUGGGAUCCUCCAUUGAAUACAUUAUGUAAUAAGGUGAACAUGUCACAGUCCGUAACAGUUAAUGCUUCGGAAAAAUUGAAAUUAGAAUUAAAGAAGAUAUACCCCGAUGUCUUCUCGGAAGGAACACGGAACAAGUACAAAAAUCACAGUAAAAUAUCCUUACUAAAUCAAAUGGAUUCAAAUUCAAUGGCUCUUUUGAGGGCAUACCACAAUUUGUUAGAUCUAAAGAAUAAUAAAAUCAUCAGAAUUGAAAAUGGGUGGUUUGUAAAUCUUCCAGCCUUAAUAAAUUUAAAUAUAUCCAAUAAUAUAAUCUCCAUUAUUGAACCUAGAUCAUUCGAAAAUCUUUCCAAUUUAGAGGAGUUAAAUUAA